This is a messenger RNA of Amoebophrya sp. A120, 3220 nucleotides long. Lineage: Eukaryota; Dinophyceae; Syndiniales; Amoebophryaceae. The record is from the annotation of a GenBank genome assembly.
GGAAGUUGUUCUAUAAGUAGUUUAAUGUUAGCUUCCUUCUAUCAUAGUUCGUACUUACUCACAAUGAAAAGCGCAUCGGAAUACAUGCGCAAGAUGCGGCUCAUCGACGAAGGAUGAUCUCAAUGUCCUAGACCUUCCUGUAGUGGAUCAUGUUGAUACUUGUACUCGCACAGUGGCGCAGGCGAUUUCGUCGUGUGUGCACACAUACAAAGAAGAAGAAACAAAAAAAAUAUGGGCAUGCAAUAAAUUUAAACUAUCGCUGCAUGCCAGUCGCACCAAAGCGACCGCGCUAGUUGCACGAACAAUGACGCACAUACUACAGCUUUACCUAGUGAUGUAUUGCAGCUCGACUUACACUUGAUAUAUAUUAACAUCCAGCGACACACUCACACGCAUUAGCGUAGUCAUAAGCUACCUGUGUGAUCGACAGUUCACCUACUAAUCACGGUGAGGGGUCGUCCAGUAAGAGCACUCGUCUGUUAAUAGUGUGUAUUCUUGCACCAGGUGCAGCUUUACUGCAUGAUAUUUGAGUGUCGUACUAUUUGUCCGUUCUGGUUAGUCACGCUGUUAGGCUGGAGUAGAGAUAAGUAGAGAAAAAGUAACAAUAUUUAUAGAAAAAAUUCCUGAUCUUUUAUUCCCGAAAAGAAUCGAUUUAUUUCCUUCCAUUCCCUAGGGUGAAACUAACUGAAACGGCAAUGGCGACCAAGAAAAUUGACCUGGACCUGCAUACGGUCUCGGCAGAGACCAGGUUGUUGCACGAUUUCGGACGGCCGAAUGCCGGCGUCGAGGAGGUGUUGUGGACCUGCGCGGUGUCCUCUCCAGAAAUCGGUCUUGUCGCCGUCAGUCGUGCGAACAUGAACAUCGCCGUCUACCGGCAUUGCAGUGACUUUUUCGAUCCUCCAUCGCGGGCACCAUCUGCAGCAGCAGCAGCUGGUACAAGAGGUAAAGCAUCCUACGGCGGGUCCAGUUCCUCCUCGUCUAGCACAUACGUCCCCAGCACCCCGUCCGGAGUUAAUACUGCAACAGCGUCGGCUGCCGGUGCCUCCACAUCAUCUUCCUCGACAUCUGGGUCCUCUACUUUGCAGCGACCUUCAGCCACUGCGACGCGAGGGGGCUUUGCGUUCUACUGCAGCGUGGAUCUCUCCCAGGAGUGCGCGCGCACGAUACGCUCGCUGGAUUUCUCCCCGGCUCCCACCGGCAAGGGCGGGAUCCUGCUCGCGUGCGCCAGCUUCGACGCGAUCACACUAAUCCUGCACCAUAACCCGAACGGAGAGCCGCUGAAGAACGUCGCGGGCAGCGCCAAAGUGAAGCACGAGGACGUAGAACUGGUGUCCAGCACGCCGCUGGACGUGCCCCCCUGGGCCGUAUACCAGCGGUUUGUCGGUCACGACAACGAGGUGAAGUGCGUGCGCUUCUCCCCCUUCGGGUCCUUCUGUGCCACCUCCGGUCGCGACAAGGCGGUCUACCUGUACGCCAUGGACUCUUUUGACUGCAUCGCGGUCUUCACAGAGCACACCGGCGACGUGAAGUACCUCGCCUGGCGCCCCAACCGCGAAGACGAACUACUGUCCUGCUCCUUCGAUUCCACCAUUCGCGUUUACCGUGCCAUGAACGCGAAAAACGCGCCCGAAGAGUGGAGCUUGCACAUGACCUUGGACAACCACUCCAACAUCGUGUGGUCCCUCGCCUACUCCCCGGACGGGUCCCACUUCGCAAGUUGCUCCCAGGACAAAACCGUCCGCGUUUGGCGCGAAGUGAAGGGCUUGGAAGACUACGAACUGCUGAAGGAUCGAAAAAAAACCGCCCAAAGCGAUCGCAUGGACGACGUCGAGAGAAUUGCCACCGAUCUGCUUCUGCUCAAGUACGUGAGAACAAGAAUGCUCUUGCCUUCGUUUUUUGGAAUACAUUUUCAUUGUUUGCUCAACCUUUGAAAUUAUACACAGGAUGACGUUUGUUCUUUGAUGUUUUGACUUUGUCGCACAUGAUCAUUAUCAAACGUAACAGUGGCGACUCGGGUCCUUUCACGGGUAUCGCCCAGGUCACAGGAGGCAACAUUUCAACAGCCGCCGCCCAUGCAUCAGCGUCUUUGUCGAGCGGUUCGAGAACGAGAAGCGCAUCAACUGCAUCCUCGUCGGGCCGAACGGGGAACGCGAGUUCAUCUGCAUCAAACGCGGCAACCGCAAAGGGCACCUCCGCGAACGCGGGAGCUGGGACGUCCAGCCAGCAGGGCGGCGCGUCUGGUUCGUCGCCUGGGAAAAGGGCCGGCUCGACGACCUGGCGCAGCAGAAUUCCGCUGUUCGGGCGCUUCUUCAGCCGCAAUCACGCCGGCGGCUCUGCGGGCGCGGACGCGGGCACCGAGCACGAGCAGAUUGCCUCGCAGCACGACAAAUCUUCCCUGCACGACCGCUACUGGGUGGAGGACUUUGCGAUCGACAAGGUGCACGAGCACUACGUGUACAGUAUCUGCUGGGCUCGCCUACCCGACGGUGUCGGGAAUGACGUUCUCUUCACCGGCUGUGGCGACAACACCCUGCGCACGUUUCUGCUGAACACUGCGGGAGACAGUUUUUCCACCAAAGCGACAAAUCGAAAGACGAAACUCAAGUUCCGGUACGCCCAAAAGACGCAACUGGACAACGAGGGCAGGUGGCUACUAUAUUUUUCGCGAAGUGGAAAACGCCAUUUAUUUUUUCACAACCCGAGUUUUCCUUUUCGUUUUCGUCCAACAUUCAUUUUCAUUUAUUUACGUGCGUAUCAGAAUGUUGAUUUGAGAUUGAACUUUUCAUUCUCACACUCGCACCAGGUGGACGGACCAGGCCAGCAAACUUGCCGAACUGGCGCAAAUCGAGCAACUUACAACCACUCCGCACGACAGCAAGAGGAAAUACCGUCUACUUCACCGAAGCAAGAAGCACAACAAUGACGUCCAUUGUGUCAUGGCGGUUACGGCUUGGAACAACGCAGAUUAUGUCUUCUCCGUCGGAGAGGAUGGGCGCUUUCACAUACAAAACUUCAACAUCGCACGACUUGUCGCAUAGAAGAUGUAAAUAUGCUUAUGAAUUUCUCGAGGCAUAUCAAUAUGUUGCACUUGCAACAGCUGCACAAGUGUUGAUCAUCGUGCUACAAAUCGUGGCACAUAAGACUCGCAUACAAAGAUUGUUCGCGCAACCAACGCAUGCCUCUACGGCUGAUGAACGUUAUCGCUUCUCUAAAGUUGUGG